Messenger RNA from Ruditapes philippinarum (Manila clam), 6082 nucleotides. RefSeq names its product zinc finger protein 37-like. The transcript has 7 exons. Gene Ontology annotation, biological process: regulation of cytokine production; regulation of immune system process; negative regulation of transcription by RNA polymerase II. Bases 214 to 2202 code for a protein of 662 amino acids. NCBI's taxonomy places the organism in Eukaryota, Metazoa, Mollusca, Bivalvia, Venerida, Veneridae. The record is from RefSeq and is a predicted model, not a curated record.
GUUGCCUAUAAUUAUUGAAACUGAAUUAUUUUUAACCAAACAUAUAUAUUUCAAGAGUCUUGAUAUCAUUUCUACAGUAGUUACAUUUGAAAGACAUUUCCGUCUGUGCACUCCACUUAUAUUCGAGACGACAAGGAUAUAAAAUACAGUCACAUUUUGUUUUAACUGAGCCACUAAAGUCCAGUAUUCUUGCUAAUCUUGAAGGCAGCAUUAAUGGAUCCAAGUCAAGCUGGAUAUAGAUUAGAUUGGAGGCUUCCAAUACCAGCACCAAGAACAGCUUAUCAGAAUGAAGUAGCUCAAGAUCUAAGAUCCUCAUUACCUUAUGGUGUUGACUGCAUGUUUCACUGUGGAGGAUGUUCUGCUUUGUAUCCAAUGAUUUGGCAGCUACAUGAACAUCUUCAGCUGCACACACCUGGAGGCUCGUACCAUUAUGAUCAUCGUACACGUACAGCUUUCCCGAAAUAUGACACCACUUGCCAUGAAACUCAAACUGAUUUGGAGUGUGUUGGUAAGACAUUUAACCUUGUAUGCACAGAGACUCAAACUGAGGAAAUUCUGACAGAUACCUUGAACAGACAGGAUUACACAGAAAUGGAAAGCGAGGUAGGAGAUGAUGAGGUGUCUGUUACUGUUAAGGUAGAGACAUCUGAGUCCCAGCUAAAUGUUGAUAAUGGUGAAAUUUCCAAAAAUGAAGGUUUAGACAAUGAUGUGAAAGUUCCAAUAUUGACACCGGAUGAUCCUUAUUCAGGAGAUACAGAUGAGGGAUCCAAUCCUUGGUUCCCGGAUUCUAAUGAUGAUGAAUAUGUAUCCUCUGAGGGUCAGAAAGAUAUUGACAACACCAACAAAUUAGUUAAAAACAUGAUAAAGAAUAUGAAAAGUUUAAAUUCUAAAUCAUUAAAGAAUAAGGUGAAGGAGAGAAAACAAAAAGGAGCAAGGAAAAAACAGAUAUUAAAGUCAAAUAAAAAAGAUGCAAUAAAAAAUAGAAAAAGAAAGGUCAAGAAGGAAGAUUAUUUAGAAACAAAAAAACCUCCUAUACAAUGUAAAUAUUGUAACAAGUAUUUCCAAAACAGCUUACAUGUAAAACGCCAUUGCCUUCAAGAACAUCCUCUAGAAAAGAAUUAUAAAUGUAGAUAUUGUGAUGAAGCGUUUGUUACUGAAGCAGAAAUAUCGAAACAUCGGAAAAUUCAUCUUCGUGAGAAGUAUGAGUGUCAUAUAUGUAAAAAACAUUUGUCAUCAACACAAAAUCUUCAAGAUCACAUAACUAUGCAUACAGGUGAAAAAAUGUUUGAAUGCAAAGAUUGCGGAACUUACUUUAGGAGUAGGAGUCAGUUGAGUUUACAUGUUAGCAGACGACAUAACCCUAAUUUUGAUCACAUGUGUGAAAACUGUGGGCGUGUGUUUAAGUGCCGUCAGAAUUUGAAAGGUCAUAUAAAAAUUUGUUUAGAUAUCAGACCAUUCCCUUGUGAAAUUUGUGGGAAAAGAUUUCCACGUAACACAAAUUUGAAUGUACAUAUGAGAAAACAUACAGGAGAGAAGCCUUUUGUUUGUCAUACAUGUGGUAUGAAGUUCAUGCACUCUAAUACACUUACCAAACAUAUGUUGGUACAUACUGGAGAGAGGAAGUUUAGCUGUGAUAUCUGCGGAAUGAAAUUUAAAGCUCACAAUGCGUUGAAGGAUCAUAUUCGUAUACACAAUCAGGAGAAGAGGUUUACAUGUCAGUAUUGUGGUAAAGGGUUUAUAAAGAAGUGUAACAUGGUGACACAUAUCAGACAACACACUGGAGAAACACCAUACAAAUGCCAUAUUUGUGGACAAGGAUACAAGCAGAAUGUUUUACUGCGAACACACAUGCAAACUCAUAAAAAUGAGCCACCAAACAUUCAGACAGAUUCACACCAGCAACCUUCAUCUCCGCCAUCACAGCAUAUCAUGACAUCACAUCAACCCUCACAGUCCAUGCCAGCUAUGUUGUCGAACGCGCUAACACAGCCCACCUCGCACCAUGAUGUACCUGGCUCAAUAGCUCAUCUAACGUCCCAACAGGAUAUGACUAAUGCACUCAAUCAUUCUACACUUGACCAUGAUCUGACCAAGUCAGUCCCAGGAACAAGACCAAUGCAGCAGGUGGAAUCUGGCCCACUUCAUUCACAGCCUCCGUCGGAACAUAUUGACAGAUAUGGUUAUAUGAUGCCUAGAAUGUAAAAUACAAGCAUUGUGCUACUUUUUAUAUAAUUUUCAACAGAGCCUAUGAUUCAAAUAUCAAUUUAUAGUUAUGAUUUACGUUAAUUAUUUACUUAUAAAGCAUUAUAUUUUAAGCACAUAUAAAUGCAUAUGUAUCUUGACUGAUUUUACUAAUUUACAUUGAACAUAAUUAUAUAGUGAUAGAAUGAAAUAUUUUUCAUGUAUGUAAUGCUGAUUGUUAACCAUGUUAGUGUUUCUUAUAUAUUUUUAUUCUCAUGUUAAUAUCAUAUUCCUGUUAUUUUUACAAUAUUUCACAUGUCUACUGUUAUUCAUUAAAAUGCUUUUAAGUGGAUGUUAUUAUACCAUCACCACAUGGGGUGGGAGGCCCAUUUUUUGCCAAUUUGCCCUGGUUCAUCCCACUGUUACACUGUCAGUAGACAGGUUUGUGCCACUUGUAACAAAAGUUAUAACUGUCAGAGUCUUAAAAGUUUCUAAGAGUAGUUACACACACCUGGAUAUUUUGACACAAAUUUAUUUUAGAUUGGCAGAGUUAUGCUCCCAAAUUUUACAAAUUUGUGUCAUGAUUUUAAAAUAUUACGCUAGAGCAGUGCUUCUUAAUAGGGAUAUGUCAUCAAUUGAAUGAGUUUAAAAGAAUAUUUAGAGUUUAAUAUUAAAUAUUUUGACAUCAAUUGACCAAAAGUAUUAAGAGUUUUUUUAGUUAUUUGAUUUCCAUACAUUUCGUAUAAUUUAGAAUCAUAGUAUAUUUUGAAUUUUAGUUUCUUUAAAUUACAGAAAAAACAUUUUCAACAUUAAUGAGUUAAUUCAUACCAGUGCUUUGUAAUCAUUCUCAUAGUUAUAUAUUUGAUACCCAUUUGUAUCUUUUACUGGAAUGUUAUUUACCAAUCUAUAUAACAAUUUUUUUAAGCACAUAUGACCUGUAAGCAUUCCUUUUUGUGCAGUGUAUUUACAUUUUGUAUCUAGUGAUAAUGCAUUUGACUGUCCUGUGUUUUUAUUAGGGGAAUAAUAUAUGUUAGAAUUGAAACUAUAUCCUGACCUAUACAUGUAAAUAUCUGAACAUAUUUUGCUAUUACUGAUUUUUUUCCAGAUAUGUAAGAGAUCAAAGAUUGUUCAUCUGGUUUAUCUGAUAUAUAACACAUACAUGUACAGUAAACUUCACUAAUAGCGGACAUGGUUAUUGCAAACUUCUGGUUAUAAGGGACACUCUUUUUUGGGGCCCGAAUUUUUCCCUUCUUUAAUUAUUAUAAAGAUAUACGGUUAUAGCGAACACAGUUAUAAGGAAUUAUCGCUCAUAAAGAACUCAUUGUUUAGCCCCAAUUAAGUUAAAGUACAGAAAAUUACGCGUUUAUUAUGAACUCACAAAUAUCGGCUGUCUGUCAAUAGAACCUGCAUUUUCUACUUUUGUUUAAACUGGCAUUUUAUAAUUUGCGUUUAAACUGUACAGUUUAUUGUUGUAUGUACUUCAAUACAGCUAUUAAAAUUUUGUAUAGCAGUUCUAUUGCAUGAGUUCUUGUCAACAAGAUAAAAAGAUUAUUCAUUUUAUUCCAUUAUUUCUUUUCUUUAAUAGUUUUUCUUUUUUCACGAGGAAAAAACUAUGAUCAUUUAUAAUCGGAUUUCAAAAUACAUAUAUAUACUCAUGCUAUUUCUUGAGAAGAACCCACCUCCAUGGUCGAGGGGUUAUGCUAUUUCUUGAGAAGAACCCACCUCCAUGGUCGAGGGGUUACAGUCGAUGACUUAUAAUCCAGUUACCUCUUUGGCGUGGGAUCGAUCCCUGGGAGAUGCUUUGGUAGUUAAGCACAGAGGAAGGUAGUCUAGUACUGGUGUAACUCCAUAUCGAUGGUUAGGAAACUACCCGCCUAUAUGACUGAAAUACUGUUGGGGAAAAGGCAUAAAAUGAAACAAACAAACAAUGAGAAAAAUCCAUUGAAAAAGUACAAAGUAUGUUUGACUGAAAUGAAAUGAAAUCUAUUUCUUUCAUAAGUAAAAGUCUUAGUUCAAAUAUAAUAAAUGUUCAUUAUAAAAAGGAAGGAAAAAUAUUCUUUAUGAUGGAAAGAAAACGAAAAGCACCGAGUUUAGAAACAAAAUAUGGUAUUUUACGACAAAAUGAGAAAGGGAGUAAACAAUGGAGAACCCAAAUCAAAUGCUCUUCAAAAUAAAGAAUGAUGGUAAACAAUCAGUUUGUUAUAUGUAAAUCUGUUUGCUAUAAAAACUCCUGAUAAAAGGAACUAAUUCGCUAUAUGCUUACAAGAAACUCUGGAUAUAAGGAACAGAUUUGAAUGUCCCAAUGAGUUUGUUAUUGGAUUUUACUGUAUAUAUAUGUAGAAAUUGGUCAUAUUAAUGUAAUAUAUGAAUGUAUAAUAGAUACAAUGUAUUUAUCUUAUAAGAUGUGCUUUUACAAAUAUUUUAAAUUUUGAAUAUUUAUUUCUUGGUUGGUUUUAAGUGGCAUUGGCACAGUUAAAAACUUAAAAUUAUUUGGCUAUUUUUUAAGGCCACAAUUUAUGUUAUUUCAGGGCCAAGUGAGUUUUUGAGAUAACCUUCAAAUUAUGUAAUCUUCCUUGAUAUAUAUAUUAUAGAAAUUUCAUAUGUCCACUGAGGCUAAAGAACUGUUACAAGAUAUAUGAGAUUCUUAACUUUAUGUGGUUGCACAUUUAGAUUUUAUCAUAUGUUAGUUGUUACUGUGUAUAUGUUGAACUUUAUACAUGUAUUAACCAUAAUGAUUUACCUUAAUUGAACAAAUCUUUUUUAAACAGAGUUGGUAUUCAUUUUCCUGUUAUAGUAGACUUAAAACUUAUAAGUUCUUAUCUUAAACAUAUUUUGUUUCAACGAUACUGAUCUUGAGGAAAUGAUACCACUUUUAGUUUGUUAAUGUAUUUCAUUUAUGUACCAUCUACAAAGUUCCAUUUCAUCCCAUGCAUAUAUAUCAAACAAAGAGCAAACAGGAUAUGUGGGAGGUCUAUUGUAUUAACCUUCCGCCUGUCAGUCAACAUUACUUUAUUGAAGCUUUGAAGGAUGUGGUUUUUUUCAUUAAUUACAUUUAUUGAUGAUCUUGUGGCUAUUAAUGCUUUGAUUUUGCAAUUGUUGAUAUAAACGUUCAAGUUCAGUCUUUGCAAUUGCAUGUAAUUUACAGAGGGUCCAUAUAUUUCAUUUUCACUGUCAUUUUUUUCAUUAUCACUUUACUUUGAGAAUUAUCAUUCAGUUUGUAUGUGAAAUCUUUUAUCCUUUUAUCUUUGAGAGUUAUACUGCUUCAGACUGGUUUUUUCUUUGAGCAAAAUGUGCAUGUUUUACCCCACUGGUUGGGAAUGUUCCCGAUUUAUGAGGAUAUUCAUAACCGCAGUAUCUUAAUGUUGUUUUUCUUACUGAUGUGGUCAGGUCAUUACCUACUUAUUUGUUUGUUUUUCUCCUAGUAAUGUUGUCAUAACAUUUACGGAGUUAUGUUUUGCUUGAUUUUCAAUUUUAGAUGCUGGUUAGUCCGAUAAUUCUAGUGUUCUUGCUUCUUUAACGAAAUUGUCCAAUGUCAGGUAAUUGUGCAGUGCCUUGAGAUGCAGUCAUUUUGGUAUGCAGUUUUGAAUGAUUUGUAAUGUAAUUUCUCUGUGUUCCAAACUUUGCAGUUCAGGCCUAAUUGUUUCAAUCAUAUGAGGAAUAUAUCAAUGUUUUCAUCAGCUUCCUAUUGUGUCUGUAAACAUUUUUUAAAAUUUUAAAAUUCUGAUUUUUUCUUUGAAGGAAAAGUAUUCUGUCUACAUAGUUUUUGUUGUUUGUAGUUACCCCAGGUUUUUAAUGUUUCAAAAAUGUCAUUUACUUCUUCCCCUUCAUAGUGGAGAGAAAAGAGAGCUCUGAUUUUUUUGUCUCUUUAUGUCAUUUUAAUAACGGUUACAUCUUAUUUGUU